UCACACACACUCACACAUAUAGAGGAAGGUGUGUGUGUGGCCAGCAGCAGAUUCUGCAGCAUUUGGAUUUUAUUUUCAUUUUUUUAUAUUUUAUAUAAUACACUAAACACCGCCAUUAUGUUGUGGACAGCGAGUCAAGUCUUAAGGAAAUUCUCCACCUCGUCCAAUUACUACCAGAAUAAGCUGAAACUAGCUAUAAUCGGCCAGAGCUUGUUCGGCCAGGAGGUGUACAGCAACCUGAGGAAGCAGGGGCACAAGGUGGUGGGUGUGUUCACAGUCCCCGACAAGGAUGGCAAGGCAGACCCGCUGGCGGUGGCGGCAGAGAAGGACGGGACGCCGGUGUUCAAGUUCCCACGGUGGCGAGUCAAGGGGAAGCCCAUCCCAGAGGUGGUGGAAGCGUACAAGACUGUGGGCGCCGAGCUCAACGUCAUGCCCUUCUGCUCCCAGUUCAUCCCCAUGAACGUAAUCGAUGACCCCAAGCACGGCUCCAUCAUCUACCACCCCUCCAUCCUGCCCCUGCAUAGAGGAGCGUCGGCCAUCAACUGGACCCUGAUCCAUGGUGAUAAGAAGGCUGGAUUCUCAGUGUUCUGGGCUGAUGAUGGACUGGACACCGGACCAAUCCUGCUGCAGAGGGAGUGUGCUGUGGAGCCCAAUGACACUGUGGACACACUUUACAACCGCUUCCUCUUCCCAGAGGGCAUCAAGGCUAUGGUGGAGUCAGUUCAGCUCAUUGCUGAUGGGAAGGCUCCCCGGAUUCCCCAGACAGAGGAAGGAGCCACCUAUGAAGGCAUUCAGAAGAAAUCCAACGCCAAGGUCAACAUGGCCCAGCCGGCUGAGACCAUCCACAACUGGAUCCGCGGCCAUGACAAAGUCCCCGGAGCAACCACUGUCAUCGAUGGUCAGACUGUGACCCUCUAUGGCUCGUCCAUGUUGGGGGGGUCGGCACCAGCUGGUCAGCCCCUGGAGAUCGAGGGGGCAUCGCAGCCCGGCCUGGUCACCAAGAACGGGCUGGUGCUGUAUGGAACAGAUGGGAAAGCUCUCCUGGUGAAGAACCUGCAGUUUGAAGAUGGGAAGAUGAUCUCUGCUGCGAAAUACUUCUCCUCUGGGGAAAGCUCCAGUGUGGAGCUGACUGAUGAUGAGAAGAAGAUAGCAGAGGAGAUCAGGAACAUCUGGAAGGGCAUCCUCAGCAAUGUCCCCGCCGUUGAGGACACCACAGACUUCUUCAAGUCCGGAGCCGCCUCCAUGGACGUGGUCAGGCUGGUUGAGGAGGUGAAGCAGAAGUGUGCCGGCAUCCAGCUGCAGACCGAGGACGUGUACAUGGCCACUACCUUCCAGGACUUCAUCCAGAUGUUUGUCCGCAGGCUAAGGGGAGAGGACCAGGAAGAAGAGCUGGUCGUCGACUAUGCAACCAAAGAGAUAAACAACAUGACAUUGAAGAUGCCACACCAGUGUUUUAUCAACGGCAACUUUGAGGAUGCUGAAAACGGCAAGGUCUACGAUACCAUCAACCCUACUGACGGAUCGGUGAUCUGUAAGGUGGCCUACGCCUCUGUGGGUGAUGUGGACCGGGCUGUGGCUGCUGCCAAAGAAGCUUUUUAUGAAGGACCCUGGGGCAGGAUGAACCCCAGAGACCGAGGAACUCUGCUUUUCAAGCUGGCAGACCUGAUGGAGGAGCACCAGGAGGAGCUGGCCACCAUCGAGACCAUCGACUCAGGCGCUGUGUACACGCUGGCCCUCAAGACACACGUUGGCAUGUCCAUCCAGACCUUCCGGUACUUCGCUGGCUGGUGUGACAAGAUCCACGGCAAGACGAUCCCCAUCAACCAAGCGAGGCCCAAUCGCAAUCUGACCUUCACUAAGAGAGAACCUAUCGGUGUGUGUGCCAUUAUCAUCCCAUGGAACUACCCUCUCAUGAUGCUGGCGUGGAAGAGUGCUGCCUGCCUCGCAGCAGGAAACACACUUGUUCUUAAACCCGCACAGGUCACUCCAUUGACGGCACUGAAGUUUGCUGAGCUGUCAGCGAAAGCUGGCAUUCCAAAAGGAGUCAUUAACAUUUUGCCCGGCUCAGGUGGUAUGGUGGGACAGCGCUUGUCUGACCACCCAGACAUCCGCAAGCUUGGCUUCACUGGCUCAACACCCAUCGGCAAACAGAUCAUGAAGAGCUGUGCGCUCAGUAACCUGAAGAAGGUGUCUCUGGAGCUGGGAGGGAAGUCGCCCCUCAUCAUCUUCAGUGACUGUGACAUGGACAAGGCUGUUCGCAUGGGCAUGAGCUCGGUUUAUUUCAACAAGGGAGAGAACUGCAUUGCUGCUGGACGUCUGUUUGUGGAGGAGUCCAUUCACGAUGAGUACAUCAGCCGAGUGGUGGAAGAGCUCAAGAAGAUGAAGAUCGGAGACCCUCUGGAUCGUUCCACAGACCACGGCCCACAGAAUCACAAAGCCCACAUGGACAAGCUGCUGGAGUACUGCGAGGUCGGACUGAAGGAGGGGGCUACGCUGGUGUAUGGGGGCAAACAGGUGGACAGGCCAGGUUUCUUCAUGGAGCCCACUGUGUUCACUGGUGUGGAGGACCACAUGUUCCUCGCUAAAGAGGAGUCCUUCGGCCCCAUCAUGGUGGUGUCCAAAUUCAAAGAUGGCGAUGUGGACGGCGUGCUGCGGAGAGCCAACGACACAGAGUACGGCCUGGCGUCAGGCGUCUUCACACGCGACAUCAACAAGGCCAUGUACGUGAGCGAGCGGCUGGAUGCUGGGACGGUUUUCGUCAACACCUACAACAAGACCGACGUGGCUUCACCUUUCGGAGGCUUUAAGCAGUCUGGCUUCGGAAAAGACCUCGGAGAGGAUGCUCUCUUGGAAUACCUCAAGACCAAAGCAAUUACCGUGGAGUACUGAGACUCACUGACCUCCAUCUGAACAGGAAGAGACUCGUCUGCCUGCCUCAGUCAGACAUCCAGCUUCAUCUAGCAUUGCUUCUGGACAGUGUGUGUGAAUGAGAGGAGAGCCAAAGUUUGGACUACAUGCCUGUCUGUUCUUGGCUUUCUAUGUAAAAAAAUUACAUCAUGGACAAGGGACAUGUGUGGUUUAUACGCGUCUGUGUAUCCACACACAAAACCCAGAGUUGGACGCCUAAUGGGAGCCGAACUAGCUCUGAUUGUUCUCAAGGUUGCAGUUUUAAAGGAUUGUGUUUUACGUUAAAACACCACAUUUUCAACCUGAAACCUGUUUUCCCUUUAUUAUCAAGAAUCAGUUUUGUUAAAUCAUCUAAAAUGAUGUCUUUCUCAUUUAAUUGUAAUGCUGCCUUUAUCAUACUUAGUUAAGGAAUGAUCAUCUACACAAAAACGUGAAUGUUGAAGCUUGUGUUCAGUAGCCAGUGGACAGAAUUGAUCAUUGACAUAAUGGGAAAACAGGAUUCAGUUCAGAAAGCCUGAGUUACAUUAGAAUAAUUUAUCUGCAUAAAAGUCGUUUUUAAGGAAAAUCUUAACUCAAGGUCAUUUCAACCCCAUUAGCAGAUUUAGACAGAGUUCAAGGGUAACUUGGUAGUUUGAACUUUUAAGUUUGUUUUACUAUCUCAAUCAGGGUGGGGCGAGAAGUGUGCACAUGUAACCACGCCCACAGUGAUGUCACAGUGUACUGACACACCCUGGAGUACAUCUAUAUCACUGCAGGAAACUGAAAGAAUUCACUUUCACACUCGCAUUAAAACAAACUGAUAGCAGGAAAAUAAGGGAUUUUUCACUAUGUUUUAUUCUUAUUGAUUCAAUAAUUAAGGUCUUAAUGAGAACUGACUUCACAGCCAAAUGCAAGUUUGUAAAGAACCAUGCUUUUAGAAUGAUUUUUGUACCUGUCAGUUAUAUUUAACUUUUUAGCUGCUUCCUAGCAUCAUAUUCUUAAAGAGGCCAUAUUAUGCUUUUGGAGGUUUUCCCUUCCCUGUAGUGUGUUUGUGUGCAUGUAAAUGGUCUGCUAAGUCCCAAAUCCCAAAGUCCCCUCAAGAGGGAGUUUCUCGAAAUGAGCAUGAUAGGGCCCCUUUAAACUAUGUCAUGAAAAAAAUCGUUUUCAAAAGACAAACAUUCAGCAGUGAUGCUAGUUGUUUCUUAAAUUAAAAUGUUUUUUUUAGACCGUUAUCAAAUCAAAUCAAUUACACAGCUUAGCAAAAUUGACUUUGUUAGAAAUUACAAACAGAAGUUAUUCAUUCUGAUGUAUUACUCUCAUAUUUCAAAUUAUAUUAUAAAUCUUUAUUUCUGUUUGUACUUAUCAGUAUUUAAUUGUCACAAUGGCAGCCAUUUUUAUUCUAUCUCCAUCACACACACUCUAGUUGUUAACAUGUCUUCAUUCUUUAGGCAUACCCUGUUCCCCUUAGUAAAUUUGACUUUUGUAAAUAUGUUUAGCAAUACAGGGAGAAUACUAUUUGAUAUAUUUUUGUCAGACAGAGGAAGACUGUAUGUUACAACUCUGAUAUAUUCUUAAAAGACACCAGCUAGAUGUUUUUAUGCAUCACUAAGUGAAGAAGUACCCAUAUUAUCAUUAAAGGCAGGGCUAAGAUGCAAGUGUUUUUUUCUCCUCCUUGGUGGAAAAGGUGAGAUCUGCCCCCUCAAUACAUCUUCAGCUGGUACUGUCAUACAAUGGUGAAUAAACUUUGAUUUGAAUUUGA
Messenger RNA from Trematomus bernacchii (emerald rockcod), 4645 nucleotides. RefSeq names its product aldehyde dehydrogenase 1 family, member L2 (gene aldh1l2). The record is from RefSeq and is a predicted model, not a curated record. Gene Ontology annotation, cellular component: cytoplasm. The transcript is spliced from 23 exons. Gene Ontology annotation, biological process: one-carbon metabolic process; biosynthetic process; 10-formyltetrahydrofolate catabolic process. Gene Ontology annotation, molecular function: formyltetrahydrofolate dehydrogenase activity; aldehyde dehydrogenase (NAD+) activity. NCBI's taxonomy places the organism in Eukaryota, Metazoa, Chordata, Actinopteri, Perciformes, Nototheniidae. Bases 118 to 2889 code for a protein of 923 amino acids.